Molecule: messenger RNA, 1902 nt
Organism: Lodderomyces parapsilosis
Lineage: Eukaryota; Fungi; Ascomycota; Pichiomycetes; Serinales; Debaryomycetaceae
Exons: 2
Coding region: 1-1902 (633 amino acids)
Source: RefSeq, a predicted model, not a curated record
AUGGAUCAACAUCCACCAGUAUAUAUUAACUUAGAAGAGAGAGCUGAUGGUAUAGUUGCAAACCUUCACCGAAAGCUAGUAAAUGGAGGAAGAAGAGGAGUUAUUGACGAUGCUGAUGAUAUCUUAUCACCAUCACAAGAUGAUGAUGAUGAUGAUGAUCAUUACAUCAACACCAAUAAGAAAAAAGAUGACACAACCAGUAUGUUGUACUCACAAUUGAGAAGAUACUACAAUGAUGGAAACUUUAUUGAAAUCAUGUUCUUACUCCCUCAAAUAUCACAAUUAAAUAUUGUUCCUCCCAUUUUCCAUCUAAUCAUUGGUUGUACUAUGGUCCAUUUUGGUAGAUUAUCCAGUGCAUUCAGAGAAAUUGGAGUUGCCAUAUGCUUAGCACCCAAUGAAGCUGAUAAGAAGGAGUUCAUCAAGGUUCUAGCUUUCACUUAUGCUGAUUUGAACGAUAAAGAUUCAGCAAUGGGAUGUCUUGGUGAGAUAUUGGACAUUUCAAGAGCGAGCAUUUUGGGUACAAAACAAUUUGACGAAAUGAAGUUUGAAAUAAUCCAAUUGGAAAAGGAAUUGUUGCUCAAAUUGGAACAAGCCAAGUCCAUCAAGCAACCAGUUAAGGGGAAAAACAAAUCAUUUGAUGAUCAAGUAAUGGAUUUGAUAGCAUUGCAUAAAGUAUUUCCCAAAGAUUCAUUUACUGGCAAGUGUCAAAUCAUCAUUGGUAAAAUUAAUCAAGCGGAAAAGUUGUUGCAAACAUGGGAUAAGGAAAGGAAACCAUUGGUCAACAAGCAAAACCCAUUGAAAUUGUUGGUUGAGGCUAUUUUAGUUUUAGGACCUAGUAUUGCUUACUAUGGUAUGUUGAAAUUAGAACCCAUUUUGAACCAAUAUUUCGACUUUGUUCAGAUUCAAGCAAAUGCUAAUAAACCACACAAGACUAGAACCGUUUCUGCUUUCUUCUUAGGCGGAUUAACCCCACUUUCUUCGAGUGCACCAACUACACCAAAUGCAGAUGGUGAAAUAGCAGCUAAGCCAAAUGCUAGCUCCCUGAAUAAUGGAACUGUUUUCACUUUUCAAUUGAUAAAGAUCAUUAGAGGCUUCAUUGCCAUGUUGCGUCAUGAGUACAAGGAAGCUCAUGAACUUUUCCUUGAAGCAGAAGAUGCCAACUUUGAGUAUAACAAUCACGUUUUAAUUCUCAAAUACAUUUGUCAAUCAAAUGAGCCACAUCAACAUAGAAAAGAAUUAGAGUUGCUUGCUCAUAAGAUUUCCAAACUCCCAUUUGUUUCUACUUUUAAAUUCCACACUUUGGCUAAGAUUUAUCAGAAAUUGUACAUCUUGGAGCAGGCUAGCUUAUCUAGACAUAGACGAAGAGGUAUAUUGAAAACCACAUUGGAUCCCAAGUAUGACCAAUCGCUGUUGAAAUUUUACACAUCAGCCGCGGCAUAUGCACGAGAUGAUGAUUUAUAUGUGACACUGUACUAUGAUAAUAUUCUCAACUUCUUACUCGACUUGAAUAAGGAUUUUAGUGUUGAAGCAAAGGAAGAUAUUGUCCAUUUCUCCGCCUUGGUAUUCUUUUAUCAAGUUCGCAACUACUUUUGCUUGAAAUCAGAUUACAAUUAUGUUUAUAUUCCAGGCUUGGUUUGUGAUUGGCAAGAAAUCAAAACAAACACCAAGUUGAAGCUUAGAAUUAAACAGUUUUUGGAGGCUGAUAAUGGUGAUUCAGUCAUUGCAAGUACAACAACCACUGGUGUUGCUACCGCUGCUGCUAGUGCCGCAAAAUUACAUGAAGCUGCCACUAACAAAAAGUCUACUAAGCUGUUUGAUAUGAUUGGGUAUUGGGAGAAAGAAUACAUCAAGUUUAAAGGAACGGUGCCCGAUGCUAUCAAACAAUAUUUACGGAAAAAGUGA